AUGAUAAUAUGGGGGUCCGGCAGGGGGUUGGGUACCUUGAUAAAUUUUUGGGCCAUUGGGUCUGGGGCUGGGUACAAAGGGAUGUGUGGGAGGGAGGGUGUAGAACUUGGAGAUGGGUGGUGGUGGAGGAAGGAAUGGGCGGGCUGCGAGUGGGGGUUGGGUGUGGAAGUGGUUGUGUAA
Molecule: messenger RNA, 180 nt
Organism: Prunus armeniaca (apricot)
Lineage: Eukaryota; Viridiplantae; Streptophyta; Magnoliopsida; Rosales; Rosaceae
Source: the annotation of a GenBank genome assembly